AUGGGUACAGACCAGUGGUCCCUAAAGCAUUUCUUUGUUAUGAAAUAAGCAUGCCAAAUAGAUUUAUGGCAUAUUGAUCCAUGCAGGUGUGCAGGCCGGCAUUCUUAAAAAUGUAUGAAAUAUGGUGUAGUUAUGUGUCCACCACACCCAGCACCCCUUUCCUUCUCCCUCAGAAAAUAGCACUCCCUCCAUCUGCAGUACAUAUAAUUUAAUCAUUUAACAUCAGUGCUGCUGAGGUUUCUUAGCCUACCGGUUAGAGAUGGACAGGGCUGGAACAGACACUGAAUGAUGCUCUGUGGCUCUUGCAGGGAUCAGUUCUUUACACAAUGAUGACACAAUUUGUCUUUCCAGACUCCCGGCUGUUGUCUGGAAUUGCACAACACAUAGGGACGAAUUAUCACUUGUGUAGUGGUUUUCAGAAGUGUAGUCUAUUCAUGUAGUGGUUUUCAAAAUAUUUGUGAGAAUCUGCUUAUGCCUAUUUAUGAGAACCUGUUUGUUAGAUUCUGCCUUGCUGUGUGUGUGUUUGUUUGUUUGUUUGUUUGAGUGUGCGCGCACACACAUGUAUGCAUGUGUGUGAGUGCAUGCAUGUGCCGCUCUGAGAAUAUAUCUUAAUUCCUCGUAAAGGUGUUGUAUUUGUUGACUGAUCUCUCUCUCUCUCUCUCUCUCUCUCUCUCUCUCUCUCUCUCUCUAUCUCUCUCUCCCUCUCUCUCUCCUUCUCUCUCUUCUCUGGUUGACUGAUCCUCUUCUUCUCUAUCUUCCUCCGCUCUGUAUCUCACUCUCUCUCUCUAUCUUCUCCAGGUCUCUUUUCUCCGCUCUUCCUCUCUCGUCUCUCUCUGCUACUCUCUCUAUGAGCAGAACUGCCUCUGAAUUAGAUUCAGAAGGGAAACAGGCUGAGGCUUAAAGCCAAUUUAUGCUUGAUUCGAAAAUGUGGUCGGAGGCUCCGUAUAGAGGGUGUGACGCAAUUACGGAGCGUCCGGUGACAUGCAGAGGCCAAAUUGAGGUCCAUACUGCAUCGUGGUGCGCCUCCCAAAUUUUGUAACAAUGCGGAGGGCUUCAUAUAGCUCUGUAUAGCUCCGCGUUGACAUGAUUGGUUGACGGUAGGUGGGGGCGGGAGAUCCUGUAUAAACACAAACUCACUUCCUUGACAAGAGCUCUGCGCUGCUCCGCGAAGCGCAAGAAGUAUGAAUGCUGAGGCCGUAUCACCGUAAAUGCUGCAUGGCCAAUGCAGACGUCAGAUUGACCCUGCAGCACCUUUAGUUUUAUUUAUUUACAGGCAGCAGACAUUUUAUGUCUGUCAUUGUACUGUUUAUUUUUGUCGUUGGAAUUCAUCUGCGUACGUGUGUGUGACUGUGUGCGCAUUCAUGUGUUUGCGUGCCAUAUUCAUGUCUGUUUGUAUUCAUGUGUGUGUGACUGUGGUUACGGUUGUCAUUAGUGUGUCUUAGUGCUGUCUGUGUGACAUCUGUUGUUGUCUACACUGCUGUAUCUUUGGGAGUUGCACCAAUCCAUUAAAGUCACAGUUUAUGAUUAUUGCUGUUGUCAUUGCAGAAAGGGUGGGUCGUAUUCAUUAGGGCAAAAUGGUUUGCAAAGGAAAACAACGUUUCUUAUUGGACAUGUUCAGGUAGUCCCUUCCGUUUUCAGUCAGUUUUUUUCUGUUCGAUGAAUAUGAUUAUGGUUUACUGAGCUCACAUUGGAGAUGUGCAGUGGCUAACUCACCAGUAGUUAAUAGUUUAUAGCCCACCUACUCCUUCAUCUUGGCUUGUGCGUCAUAGAGUAGAUAUAAUCCUAUUAUAAGCAUGACAUGACACCCAAAUCUAUAUAUAUAUAUAUAUAUCUCAGUUUCCUUUUAGCAUAUUAGCCUAUUCGGCCAACGAAUGCAGUGAGAUUGGAGACGGAGUGAGCUGUCAGUUGUAGUCAGAAGUCACUCAACUUGACUCUAUGUUCAUUCUAACCAGGCUCUGUCUCCUAGACUCCUCCUAGUGUAGCCUAAUAUACACACACACACACACACACACACACACACACACACACACCAUAUCUCCACAGUCCACACUGCUUUGAUUUUGGCUGGCCUUGUGUUGUUGUUUGGCCUGUAUUACGGUCCACGCUGUGUGAGUAAAGCCAUUUGCAAAGAUACCACAGACCUGUGAAAGGCCAACAGGAGGACAGCGGUAGAGAAGAGGGAAGAGGAGGGAGGAUGAAGGGACGAUGGAGGGAGGUUGGGCUAAAGGGAUAAUCGCCUGCCUGUAGUGGUCUGCUUUCUUUAGGAAACUUACGCUUUAGCACCCGCUGAUACACACACAGGCUCAAGCACGGGCAGUUGCCCUCUCUGUCACGUACACACCCGUACACCGUGGGUAGUGUGGGAAAGCGAGGGCUUUCGCUACACUAGUAGCACCGCGCUCUGCCGUGUAGGCUAUAUGCUGAACAUUGCAUGACAGUUGGUGAGCUUUGUAAGCAGACCAUGUCAUGUCAUGCCAUCCCUGCCGCUGCCGCUGUUAUCAUCCCUACCAUCUGUGCCACAAACCGUUUGCUGCUCAGUCAAAACACAUUCACCAUUUAAAAACAGAACAAGCCUAGGGAAACACUGGACUGCUAGUUCGAAAGUAGUGCAAAAAAGGGUACAAAACGUCAUGUGAAAAAGAGGAAGACACUUUCUCACGGUUUAAGCCUAGGGGCUAAAUGUUCCCGUGGUUUUACAUACUAGCAAAGAUUUUACCACAAAAGGGUCUUCGUCAGGCCUUCCACUCUGUGGUCAAAAAUGAAUGCUUCUAAUAAAACUACUGGAUCAUUUAACAGUGGACUGUUCCAUUAUAUAGUGGUCCUCUGUAGCUCAGCUGGUAGAGCACGGCGCUUGUAACGCCAAGGUAGUGGGUUCUAUCCCCGGGACCACCCAAACACAAAAAUGUAUGCACGCAUGACUGUAAGUCGCUUUGGAUAAAAGCGUCUGCUAAAUGGCAUAUUAUUAUUAUUAUUAUUAUUAUUAUUAUUAUUAUUAUAUUAGCCCUCUUUCUCACAGGGACAGUCCCGUGACUGUCUUUGUGGGGUACAGUGCAGAGCAGGGUCAGGCAGGAACCAGGUUCACGGCAGGGUCGUAUCAGUGUCAUUGACUAGCUCAGCUCCAGGGCAGAUUAAGAAAGACACUGGUCGCGUUCCAGCCCGUCGCACUGUGCAAAUGAUCAGAUCUCACAAUGCCUGGAGAAGUGUUUUACAUCUUAGGAACCACAUGAAUAUGAUAUACAUAGUCCGACUGUGUGGAGAUGGGCUGGAACACAACCAACCCCUCACAGAAGACCAUAGCUAAGAAAGAGGACUACACAGACGGGCCCCUAGUCUGUUGGUUCUCACGCUCUCGCUAUUUACUAUUUAUGAGAUUCUAUCAGAUCUAGCCAAGUUCUAAGAGAAUAGGCAUAAACUAGUGUAAGUCAUUUUUUCCCCCAUCUAGGUAGGGUAGACUUUCCCCCGAAUCUCUUGUCGAGACUCUAAGAACAGCAUUUCUAAUAGUGUAGGCUUGGAUUAAGGCAGCGAAAGCUGACCCCAGGCCAUUGCCUAGGAGUAACAUUUAUCUGGACUCUUUAGGGGCAUCUCUUGGACUGAGGAACUGAGGGUGCUUGUUAUUGUAGCCUGAUGUUGAAACUGUUGUUCCAAGGAGUCACAUGAUGAGAAAAAAACAAGCAUGUGAGAAUGGAUCUGCCUACAUCAUUGUUGUUGGGAACAGUGGGGGGUUGGCGGUGUUGGAAACACACACACACACACACACACACACACACACACACGUUGGAUAAGGUGACAGUAUGGAACCCUGAUAAAGAACCAGCAAACACUGAAUGAUUGGGAAUGAUUGAUUUGGGAUUCCCACUGUAAGAUAGUACACACACGCACACACACAGGCGCGCACACACUCACUCACUCACACAAACGCCAAACACUCCCACACAACACAAGUAUGCCAACGAACCCAAAGCAAAAUGACUGAUCCCAGGUCAUGCACAGACUGCAACGAAAUAAAACAGGCAAGACUUUGAAACUCCUGUUUGCACUUGUCCACAUCAGUACAACAUAACCAAUAUGUUAUCUUCCAGUGAACUAGACUUCUUUCCCAAUCAUUUGUUCAUUUGUUCUCUUCAUUCGUAGCUCUUGUUUGUUUGUAAAUCUACUGAAUCCACUCAUUCAGCAAAGCAUGAGUGACCUUGACCAUGCGGCUCUAUUGGCACAGAGGACUUUUAUUGUCUUCUGUCUCGCUGGCUUCUCCACAAUAAUGAGUGGCUUCUUGUUCUCUGCACUCCGCGACACACACCGAGAGACUGUAGAAAGACUGCAGUAGCUAUCUGCUGCUGACUCUGUCUAUUCUGUACCCAUUGUCUGGACUCUCCGACUAGGGGGCUAGAGCUUCGAAAAGCGCCUUCUGUUCUAUGUGAUUGGCUCCCUGAUGCACCAGAAUAUCCUUGACUGUUUCCUUUGUCACGCUGAUGCCAAGGACAGCUAGGACAGAACGCUUCCCCUUUUUCGCCUUCCUUUUCUAUUGGUAGAUUUGCAGCCCUGAAAAUCAUGACCUGUUUUAUCACGCAACUCUGCUGCUUCAGUAGAUUUCCCCUGGCUGGCUGGCUGGCUGGCUGGCUGGCUGGCUGGCUGGCUGGCUGGCUGGCUGGCUGGCUGGCUGGCUGGCUGGCUGGCUGGCUGGCUGGCUGGCUGGCUGGUUGGUUGUACUGUCUCUGGUCUCUCUCUCUCUGGUCGCUGUCUGUCUACCUCUGUGCCUGCCUGCCUGCUUACUUGCUCCUGGGCAGAAAUUUGCCGUCUGUUUUAGCUAGUCAGCGGUGGAAUAAUCUGGUUGCCCAUGUUAAGUAGUGGAAGCGUCAUGAGUCAUACACUACAGUACAUCACAGGGCUCUACGCUGACCUUUUUUACAAGGAUCAUGUGUGCGCCUAAGUAAAACAAUGUAGGUGCACACAAAGGCAUUUAGGAGCACAAUGAAAAAUAUGAGGUAAUAAAGCUAGAAUCCUUCAUUUUUCUAGGCACACUGGUGCUCCUAAAUAAAAAUUCUGGGUCGCACAGCAAAAUAUUUAAGCGCAUAUGCGAGUAAAUUGGGUGAACUGUGGAGCCCUGCAUCAUGUGCUGCAAUACCACAUUGUGCUGUCGGCUUACAUCUGUGUACAUAAAGUGCAUUAUUUAAAGAGUUUAAAGGUCGAAACAUAAGUAAUGUCGCCUCAAAUAAAACGUCUGCAGUGCAUUAUGCCUUUUAUAUGUGUCAUCCGAAUAGUUAGGUUAGUGAUUAUUAUGAUUUUUAUUUACCCCUUUCUUGUUUUUCUAUUUCUGAUCUGUAGGCGUUCAAGGAUAUGCUGUAUUCUGCCCAGGACCAGGCCCCCUCUAUCGAAGGUAAGGUAUGUGUGUGUGCGCGUGUGUGCGUGCACAUGCAGUGUACGUGCAUAUUGCACACUAUUAGGGCACAACCCUGACCCACACGUCCCCCCCAACACACCACUAUUAGGUAACCCUUGGCCUUUCAGUAUCAAACUGCUGCAGAUAGCAAUGCAAUAACGAAGUCAAUCAUCUGCAUUAGAUAGACUAGGAGAGAAAAGAGAGUGGAGGAAAAGAUUGUCGAGCCAGGGAGAGGAAGAAAAGUGCACAAUAAUCAAAUUUCAUCCCUCAAAUACCCCUCUCUCUUUAAAUGAAGCUUCUGUCCAUCAGUCUUUGGUCUAACAUGGAGAAGAAUGACAGAAUGCUUUGCUCAGGCCUUUUUCUACUGUCGCUGGCGUCGUCAUAGCUGUUUUCAGUUUAUUGGACGGCUAAUCCAAUUCUACAGCGUGAUUCUCAGUGAAACGCGUCAUGUUCCUUUGUUAAGAGUUCCCUGUGAUGUCUGCGUGGCAUUGUGGGCUUGAAGACUUAAUCCAGCUUGUUACGUUUGACCAGGCCACAGAGGCUACUCUGUUCCACUCGCCUGUCAACACCUUUGUAAGAGCCUGAAGUCGGUAACACAGUCAAAGCUGGACGGAACUGCAGUACACAUGUAGGUGUAGGAUUGUAUAGUGUAGCUGAUUAGGGUGGAAAGAGUUGGCAUCUAUCAACCUUGAGAUGUGCCUGAAGUUAGACGUAGGCGUUAGGCUAGUGAAAGCUUGAGGGGACCCGAGAAAACAUGUAGGUGGGGGAUUGUACACUGGAGCUUCUCUCAAAGGAUAGAAAGGGUUUACUAUCAAACGUGUGCAUAUCUGUGUGUCAGACCUGGGUUCAAAUACUUCAGCCACCUACCUCGCAAUCCAGGCAGGGGCAAGCAAAUGCUCAAAGUAUUUGAAAGGUUUCAGAUUGUAUUUGAACUUCGGUGUGGUGUGGUGUGGUGUGUGUGUGUAUAGGCCUAUAGUGCCUUCGGAAAGUAUUCAACCCCCUUGUUUUUUUUUCUUAUUUUGUUGUGUUACAAAGUGGGAUGAAAAUUGAUUUGUCAUUUUUUUUUGUCAAUGAUCUACACAAAAUACUCUGUCAAAGUGGGGGGGGGGGGAUGUAACUCCCUUUGUUCGCGAUAUCUACUAAGCUAACAUGUGUUUUAAGAUGGUCAUACCAAGGAUCAUUUAGCUAUUUGAGUUUGAAUUUUAGGACCUAUAUAUAUAUAUAAUAUAUAAUAUAUUAUAUUUUUUUAUAUUGUGACGAGGUGUGAAUGAAGGGUCAGGCGCAGGAGGUUAAAACACCAAAGUCCAGAGUUAUUCCGUUUACAUAAAUCAAACGAACCAGCGUGAAAAUGAAACUAUAACAAGGGAAAGUAUUCCACCUGGCCAAUACAAAUGGAAGAGUAGCUCAACAAGCUACUCGCUCUCACAAUAAACAAUCACUCACAAAAACAAGGGAAACAGGAGGGAACAAAACAUAUCAACUAGGAAUGAGCACAGUUCUCAUUGAACAAGACAAGACAUGACAAUUGUCAUCGAUGUACAAUGAUCGGCAGUACAAUAGAAACGAGAACGAGAACACUGAGGACUUCUUGAAUCGAAUAUUUGAAAAUGGUGGAAAAUAGUAUUGGGAAGCUAAACAAUGAAAAUUGCGCUCUCACCAGACCAGUAACGCAUUGAAACCAUCAUGAAUGGCAAAAGACAGUCAUUAAAGAAAUCCUGAUACUUGUUUUGAUUGAAAUGACCAUAUGUAGGAAAACCUAAAGCAAACUUCUAUGCCACUAUGCAAACCAAACGGUUGUACAUUUAAGGCACCGACAAUGGGUAGCCUCUCCACGCUGCCUGAAGACUGUGCCGUCAUAGAGUAAAUGUUCGUUGAACAUACUAACUGUCGGUGUUUAGGGAACAUCUACCAGACGAGUGUAACACUCCGUCGAUUGGGCUCUUACGCAUGUUGCUCAACCCGUGGGCAAGAUCAAGAUGGUGACAUUAAACUGCCGACACGGGGGACUUAACUGUCGAGUAGUGGAACAAAGUAACUAAAGUUGCUGAACAUCUACCGCCGACGUGGCUGAACAUCUUACAUGUGAGAGUGACACUCCUGUCUGAAGCAGUAACAUGUCAUAUGGUCAGAUGAAACCAAAAUAUAACUUUUUGGUAAAAACUCAACUCGUCGUGUUUGGAGGACAAAGAAUGCUGAGUUGCAUCCAAAGACACCAUACCUACUCUGAAGCAUGGGGGUGGAAACAUCAGGCUUUGGGGCUGUUUUUUCUGCAAAGGGACCAGGACGACUGAUCCGUGUAAAGGAAAGAUGAAUGGGGGCCAUGUAUCGUGAGAUUUUGAGUGAAAACCUCCUUCCAUCACAAGGGGCAUUGAAGAUGAAACGUGGGGCUGGGGGUCUUUCAGCAUGACAAUGAUCGCCAAACACACCCGCCCGGGCACCGAAGGAGUGGCUUCGUAAGAAGCAUUUCAAGUCCUGGAGUGGGCCUAGCCAGUCUCCAGAUCUCAACCCCAUAGAAAAUCUUUGGAGGGAGUUGAAAGUCUGUGUUGCCCAGCGACAGCCCCAAAACAUCACUGCUCUAGAGGAGAUCUGCAUGGGGGAAUGGGCCAAAAUACCAGCAACAGUGUGUGAACACCUUGUGAAGACUUACAGAAAACGUUUGACCUGUGUCAUUGCCAACAAAGGGUAUAUAACAAAGUAUUGAGAAACUUUUGUUAUUGACCAAAUACUUAUUUUCCACCAUCAUUUGCAAAUAAAUUCAUUAAAAAUCCUACAAUGUGAUUUUCUGGAUUUUUUUUUCUCAUUUUGUCUGUCAUAGUUGACGUGUACCUAUGAUGAAAAUUACAGGCCUCUCUCAUCUUUUUAAGUGGGAGAACUUGCACAAUUGGUGGCUGACUAAAUACUUUUUUUCCCCACUGUGUGUGUGUAUAUAUAUAUAUAUAUAUAUAUAUAUAUAUAUAUAUAUAUAUAUAUAUAUAUAUAUAUAUAUAUAUAUAUAUAUAUAUAUAUAUAUAUAUAAUUUUUUUUUUUUUUUUUUUUUUUUUUAUAUAUAUAUUGUGACGAGGUGUGAAUGAAGGAGUCAGGCGCAGGAGGUAAAACACCAAAGUCCAGAGUUUAUUCCGUUUACAUAAAUCAAACGACCCAGCGUGAAAAUGAAACUAUAACAAGGGAAAGUAUUCCACCUUGGCCAAUACAAAUGGAAGAGUAGCUAAACCGAGCUACUCGCUCUCACAAUAAACAAUCACUCACAAAGACAAGGGGAACAGAGGGAACAUACACAUACUAAUUAGGGGAAUGAGCACCAGGUGUGUGUGAUUGACAAGACAAGACAUGACAAAUGGAGUGAUGAGAAUGGGAUCGGCAGUAGCUAGUAAGCCGGUGACGACGAACACCGAAACCUGCCCGAACAAGGAGGGGAGGCAGCCUCGGCGGAAGUCGUGACAUAUAUUGAAUUUGGCCUUUACUGCUAUAGCCAUAGAAACGCAUUGAAUAACACAUUCAUAAAUGGCAAAAGACAGUCAAAAAAGAAAUCCUAAGGAAUAAGGUUUUGAUGUGUCUGUCCUAUAUCUAGGAAAUAUAAGCAAACUUUGGUGAUGGCACUUUUACACCCUAUUCACGUUGUGACAUUUUUAAGGCCCGGCACUGGGUUAGCUUCCGACGACUCCCCUGAAGCCUUUGGCGCGUCAAUAGAAGCUAAUGUUCGUGACAUACUAUACCUGUCGAGUUGGUGACUCUUACCUGUCGAUGUUUGUGAACCUCUUACCUGUCGAUGUGGUGAACAUCUUACCUGUCGAUGUUGGUGACAUCUUCAUGUCGCGUUGGGUGACCUCUUACCUUCUGUGUUGGUGAACUCUUACCUGUCGAUGUUGGGGAACAUCUUACCUGGCCGAUGUUGGUGAACAUCUUACCUGUCGAUGUUGGUGAACAUCUUACCUGUCGAUGUUGGUGAACAUCUUACCUGUCGAUGUUGGUGAACAUCUUACCUGUCGAUGUUGUGAACAUCUUACCUGUCGAUGUUGGUGAACAUCUUACCUGUCGAUGUUGGUGAACAUCUUACCUGUCGAUGUUGGUGAACAUCUUACCUGUCGAUGUUGGUGAACAUCUUACCUGUCGAUGUUGGUGACAUCUUACCUGUCGAUGUUGGUGACUUAUUGUUUAUAGCUCAAACGGUUCAGUCUGGACAGUCGGUUUUGUGAGAAGACAUCUUCGAAAUUAGGACGUGGUCGUCAAUGUUCAGAUGACUGCCGUAAAGCUUGUGAAUGUCGUAGAGCAAAACAAACAACACUGUGAGUGUCUCCUCUUUCACAUGCCCCAUGUUAUGGAAUAGGCGCAAGCUUUAUAUCGGCAGAAAGUGGGGAUUGAGCUGUAGCCACUGAAAGAACUAAGUCUCAAGCAUAAACACACGGGGAGCUAUUCAAUAUUCAAAGUGACGUCACGUCAAAUGGGUUUUAAUGGGUAAGUCUCUUAAGAGCUUUGCACACCAGGAUUGUACAAUAUUUGCCCGUUAUUAUUUUUAAAACUCUUAAAACUCUGUCAAAUUGGUUGUUGAUCAUUGCUAGACAGCCAUUUUCAAGUCUUGCCAUAGAUUUUCAAGCAGAUUUAAAGCAAAACUGUAACUAGGCCACUCAGGAACAUUCAAUGUUGUCUUGGUAAGCCACUCCAGUGUAUAUUUGGCCUUGUGUUUAGGUUAUUGUCCUGCUGUCUCCCAGUGUCUGUUGGAAAGCCGACUGAAUCAGGUUGUCCUCUAGGAUUGGCUCUAUUCGGUUUCUUUUUAUCCUGAAAAACUCCCCAGUCCUUAUCGAUGACAAGCAUACCUAUAACAUGAUGCAGCCACCACUAUGCUUGAAAAUAUGUAGUAGUACUCAGUGAUGUGUUGUGUUGGAUUUGCCCUAAACAUAAUGCUUUGUAUUCAGGACAAAAAGUUAGUUUUUUUUGCUGAAGUUUUACUUUAGUACCUUAUUGCAAUCAUGAUGCAUGUUACAAUCUAUCUGAAAUAUUAAAGCUGAUCUACCCCCUAAAAAAAAAAAAAAAAAAGAAACACGAAUCAUGUUUUGGAAUAUUUUAGGUUAGUACUGUCAUUUUAGGUUAGUAUUGUGGAGUAACUACAAUAUUGUUGAUCCAUCCUCAGUUUUCUCCUAUCACAGCCUUUAAACUCUGUAACUAUGAGAAAUGUAUGCACUCACUAGCUGUAAGUCGCUCUGGAUAAGAGCGUCUGCUAAAUGACUAAAAUGUAAAUGUAACUGUUUUAAAAUCACCAUUGACCUCAUGGUGAAAUCCCUAAGCGGUUUCCUUCCUCUCCAGCAACUGAGUUAGGAAGGACGGCUGUAUCUUUGUAGUAACUCCAAAGCGUAAUUAAUAACAUCACCAUGCUCAAACGUAUGUAUAUUCAGUGUCUGCUUUUGAAAAAUGUUACCCAUCUACCAUUGGGUGCCCUUCUUUGCAAAGAAUUGGAAAACCUCCUUGGUCUUUGUGGUGAGAUAUGUAUUUGAAAUGCACUACUCGACUGAGGGACCUUACAGGUAAUUGUAUGUGUGGGGUCUAGAGAUGGGGUAGUCAUUAAAUAAAAUCAUGUUAACCACUAAUAUUGCACACAGUCCACAGUCCAUGCAACCUAUUAAGUGACUUGUUAAGCACAUUUUUACUCCUGAACUUAUUUAGGCUUGCCAUAACAAAGGGGUUGAAUACUUAUUGACUCAAGACAUUUCAGAUUUACAUUUUUGAUUAAUUUAUAAACAUUUCUAAAAACAUAAUUCCACUUUUUGACAUUAUAGGGUAUUGUGUAGAUCAGUGACACAAAAUCUCAAUUCAGGCUGUAACACAACAAAAUGUGGGGAAAGUCAAGGGGGUUGAAUACUUUCUGAAGACACUGUAUAUCCCUGUGUUUCUUCGGCGCGAAAACAAACACAGAUUCCUGUGUUCAUCUGAGGUCAUAGUUCAACCAUCACUGCCACUGAUAGGAUUGGAGCGAGCCUAUCUCUGGGUCUGUAGGUGCUGUUGCUAUGGCUGGACAGUGGACACAUGGCCUGGAGUGUUGCCCGGGUUGAAACUCAACUCACCAGUGCAUCAGCAAAAAAUCAUUGGGACACUGUUAUGCUCCCAGUGUGUUUACUGUAAUAACAAAAUAGUAACCAACCCUGUGUUAUAUAACCAAGAAGACACCACAGUCCACACACUGUGAGACUCCCAACCAACUGUUUGAUUUUUGUUAACCCUUAGCUCUUUUUUCAGUAGGCCUACCCUUUCCAAACUCACAACUGCAGACUGCAGUCGUCUUUGUUUACAUCACUAUGAUACACCAUAGAUUCAUUCACUACAUGAAUUAGGCCUAAAGGCAUAGUUGUUUCCAAUCAACAGAUGGUAAUAGAACUAUGCGUGAAUUGAUUGUUGUGAUCUCUGCAGCUGUUUGUCAAUGUGUUGUGUGAGUGUGUCAGAGAGAACGGGAGCGAGGAUGUGACCUACCCACGUGUUGUAAAUGACAGUUAUGAAUGGCUGAUGCUUAUGAAUAUGUGUGUGGGUGUGUGUUGAUUAUCUCUGCUGCUGUUUUUGUACCAUUACGUGUGUGCGUGUGUGUGUGUGCCAGAACUGGGUGUAAAUAGCUGUUAUUUGCCAUGGCAGACUGCUGAUAAUCACAGGCCCAUUUUAGGCCAAAUUGAAUGUAAUUGAAAAGUUAAUGAUGGUCCUUGGAAACAGCUGAGGUUUGCAGACUUGUGAGGUUGGUUUUGCCCGUUAAUUUUCACACACAGACAUCAUGAUGUCACUUACUUUACCAGCACUCUCACAAGUCUGACUUCACUGCCACCACCAUCUACCCACUGUGUCAAAACUGUUUUAAGGGUCUUUCUUCAACUCUAGGCCAACAAUAUGUGCACACUACUCAGGCGCUCCUGUGAUUUGUCAGUGUGUCAUCCAGCUGUGUAUCGAUUGGUUGGUGUGUAGGGCCCAGACAGCCUCAGUGACCCAGUUCUGUAGAGCUAUACAGAGAGUUACCCAAACCAGUUAUACAGGGGUUGGCUCACAGUCAAACCAGUACUACACAAACUGCUGGGAUGUGCUAGUGCUGUUGCCAUGCCCUGGGGCAGUUGAUAACCUUAAUCAAACUGGGAGUUCAACUUCCUACACUAUACACUGAGUGUACAAAACAUUAUGAACACCUGCUCUUUCCAUGACAUAGACUGACCAGUCUGAUCCCUUGUUGAUGUCACUUGUUAAAUCCACUUCAAUCAGUGUAGAUGAAGGGGACGAGACAGGUUAAAUAAGGAGUUUUAAGCCUUGAGACAAUUGAGACAUGGAUUGUGUAUGUGUGCCAUUCAGAGGGUGAAUGGGCAAGACAACAUAUUUAAGUGCCUUUGAACGGGGUAUGGUAGUAGGUGCUAGGUGCACCGAUUUGAUUGUGUCAAGAACUGUAAUGCUGCUUGGUUUUUCACACUGACCAGUUUCCUAUGUGUAUCAAGAAUGGUCCACCACCCAAAGGACAUCCAGCCAACUUGACACAACUGUGGGAAGCAUUGGAGUCAACAUGAGCCAGUGUCCCUGUAGAACGCGUUCAACACCUUCUAGAGACCAUGCCCUGAUGAAUUGAGGAUGGUCUGAGGGCAAAAGGGGGGAUGCAACUCAAUAUUAAAAAGGUGUUCUUAAUGUUUUGUUCACUCGGUGUACAUUGAACUUGAUAAACAUCACACCAGAGAAGUGUUUUAUUGGGUGGUAUAUAGCAGAGGUAGCCUGUUAUAUAUAUAUAUAUAUAUGGCCUAAGACAAAGAAAAAACAAGAAAAGGGACAUUGAGGAAAAACUGUCAUUUGGUCCAUGAUUCAGCCACUGUCAGGAUCCCUGUCUGAGAUAAAAUAGCAUAUAUUUUAAUAAAAUGAGCUGUAUUCAGUCUGCAGACUCACAACAACCCCUCUUGGAUAGUCCCCACUCAGAUUUGGUCAUCAUGUGUCACUGUAUAUUGAAACUGGAGUCAUAACACUUUUUCUUUUUUUUAAUACAUUUUCGGGUUGAAAAAAAAAACACUUUCAGUGUAAACUCAAAUGACUGAAACCAGAUAUAAGGUAUGUAGAAAAUAUAAUGGAGCUAUAUACUUUAAAAAUAUAUAUAUAAUCUUUGAAGACUAACUCACCAAAAUAAAAGCUAGACAGUCAGGGAAAAUUGAUUUUGUUAUUAUGUUUGAGCAUUAGAACACAGCAUUAGCCAUGGCAAAAUGCAUGACAUUUUCAUUAAAACUGCAAACAUUUCUCUCAGCUCCAUGGUAAGAUGUGUAGAAUUGCAGGAAAUGUACUUUAAAACUGCAAACAUUUCUCUACACUGCCAAGAUGGGAGGGGGGGCCUUUAAAAUGUUCUUGCCCAUUGCCUCCCCCUGCCACGCCCACCACCUAAGCCCCUUUUUGAUAAAAAAAAUACCUUCCAGUGAUUAUCUUUUGCUGCAAAUGUCUGAAUGCAUGUGUCCUUGCGUGUGUAAUGUAUUCAUGAUACUCGUUCUGCAGAAAGCAGAAGGAUGAGCGUUUUGUUAUGAAUCAAGAGUUUCGCAUCUAAAGCAAGGCUAUUAGGGCAAAUUAAUCCUUUCCUCCCAGAUCCUCCCAGCCUAUCACAUUUCAAGUUCAUAUCAGCGUCUUUGAUCCUACAAAUACAUGAGAUUACAUAGUUUCAAAACCGAUUUCAGGAAUACAAGUCAUCAAGGACUUAAUACAGAGGUCGGUAUUCUCCUUAACUCCAGUUCUACGAGGUCACAGUAUGUGCCUGCUUCUAAUCUAUCCCAGCACAAAUGCACCUGAUAAAACGUACAUGAACCCUACAUGAGCACGUAAGGGGAAGGUAGACUCCUUGAAAUAUUCUUGACACCCACCCAGUCUUUUCCAGACCACAGUCUGGCUGUUCUGACUCACAGAUAGUGCUCAGACACUGAGUCAGAGGCACCUGUCUGGACACGCAUAGCCCUACUGUAAGUGAACCUAAUACUAUAACACUGGGAAUUAUUCGGAACCAACCUGCUGCCCUCUCUCCAAUGGCUCCUCCUGAUGGCCCUCUGAGGUAUUACAGGAGUGAGGCAGCAGCGUAUCGAGGCACAUACUGUACUUUCUUUAAAUGACUUUAGACCAGGGGACCCACUCUCAGUCAAACCGAUGGCCCAGGGACCCCCAUUAUACGUUAGCAAAAAAUACAAAUGAACAUGUCUUAUCUUAUCAUCAGGUGAAUGAUAAUGGCAAGGAGAGAUAAUUAAUAUUUUAAAAUGAAUAGCUUUGGUAGAUUAUUUUUCAUUAUUUUGACCUCCCACAUUAAGUGGAAGUGUAAACUAACUUAGCCUAUUAGCUAGAAGGGUAACUCCAAACACAUUUUGCUAAGAGUAGCUGUUUAGCUGGUUAAACAAAGGUUAGCCAUGUGUUGGCAAACAUUAAUGUCCAAGUUGACAUGUUAUGCUCGACCCACUCAGUUUUCCACCAAAAAAACACCAGAAAAUGGCAAAAAGAGUAGAACCAGCUCACUUGCUUUUACAAAAUGAUUUGACUAUUACAUGUUGAAAGUUUCUUUAAAAAAUAUAUAUAUAUUAAAAGGAAUAGUUUCACCAUAUUAAGAGUUCAGUUCACGUAACAUGGUUGACCUUAAAAUGAGGGACAGGUUUUGAAUCACUAAAUCACAUGAAAUAAAUAAUAAUCUUCAGAAAUGACUUUGUCAAAGCAACAAAAUAACUAGGGCUUUACAAUGAUGGAGAAAACUUGGAGAAAUGUUGUGGUUAAGUGGGUUCAAAUCUUCCUAGAAGUCACAGAGGUUGCACAGAGGACAUGUCAAAAUGCAGAAUUUUGGAACUUUUCUUAAUCUUAUUAUUGGUGUCCUUUAGUAGUGGUUUCUUUGCAGCAAUUUGACUAUGAAGGCCUGAUUCACGCAGUCUCCUCUGAACAGUUGAUGUUGAGAUUUGUAUGUUACUUGUAAAGCAUUUAUUUGGGCUGCAAUCUGUGGUGCAGGUAUCUUUAAUGAACUUAUCCUCUGCAGCAGAGGUAACUCUGGGUCUUCCUUUCCUGUAGCGGUCCUCAUGAGAGCCAGUUUCAUCAUAGCGCUUGAUGGUUUUUGCGACUGCACUUGAAGAAACUUUCAAAGUUCUUGACAUUUUCCGGAUUGACUGACCUUCAUGUCUUAAAGUAAUGAUGGACUGUCGUUUCUCUUUGCUUAUUUGAGCUGUUCUUGCCAUAAUAUGGACUUGGUCUUUUACCAAAUAGGGCUAUCUUCCGUAUACCACCCCUGCCUUGUCACAACACAACUGAUUGGCACAAACGCAUUAAGAAGGAAAGAAAUUCCACAAAUGAACUUUUAACAAGGCACACCUGUUAAUUGAAAUGUAUUCCAGGUGGCUACCUCAUGAAGCUGGUUGAGAGAAUGCCAAGAGUGUGCAAAGCUGUCAAGGCAAAGGGUGGCUACUUUGAAGAAUUUCAAAUAUAAAAUAUAUUUUGAUUUGUUUAACACUUUUUUGGUUACUUUAUGAUUCCAUACGUGUUAUUUCAUAGUUUUGAUGUCUUCACUAUUAUUCUACAAUGUAGAAAAUAGUAAAAAUAAAGAAAAACCCUUGAAUGAGUAGGUGUGUCCAACCUUUUGACUGGAACUGUAUAUAUUUUCGGGGACCCCUGCAGUACCUCCGCAGACCCCCGGUUGAAAACCCCUGCUUUAGACCAGUGUUCCUAGAGAGCUGCUAUGUGUGCAGGCUUUGGUCUCAAGUGUAGCACUAAUUUAAACACCUGAUUCAACUAAUCUACAAGAUGAAUCCAGUGUUUUAGUGCUAGGCUGGGACAAAAGCCUUCACACAUUGUGGGCCUCCAGGAGGACAAGGAGUGAAGAACACUUUGUACAUAUCCAUCAUAUAUGUUCUUCCCAUAGAAAUUGGAACCGUUUCAGUCUCUCACAGCAGUCUAGUGUUCUACCGCUGCUAUGUUCUCUGUAUGAACAUAUUAGCCUUCUAUGAAACAUUAGCUCUCUUUCUUCAAACAUUGCAAAACUGCUUUUCACUUCUAUCAAAACAUUCUCACCCUCUACUGUUUGAACUCUCAAACAUGGCUAGCUGUUCUACAUUCUAAAAGACCUCAGCAGCGCUCAGCAUUAUGAACAUGCUAGAACUGCUGCGGUCUAUUGUCGACACUGUCAAUGUCAUCUGCACCAUUCAUCUCCACCAUGUCAUGCCAUCUGAAUGUGCAGAAUAAGCUAACUUUGAGAGGUUAAGUAAUGACUGUGUAAUGUAUGUACAGAAAACCUGCUCACUACUGAGUCUCACAAUAACCUACCACACCAUCUCUUAGGACAGCCUAUCUCAGUGCAGUCUUAGUGUAGGCAAGACACUAAUAUCAUCAAAAUCAAUAUAUCAUAGCAUGUUUUUGGGCUCAUUCAUUAGAUCUGACCUGAUUUAAGUAGAAUACUGAAAAAUAAUGUAAAAAGUACCAUUAAUAUUACUAAAAUAUACGUUGAAAAUGAUACUGUUGCUGCUUCCUGUUGUCAUGGAUUUUAAAAAUUAUAACAGUGUCAAAACACUGGUUUGAAAUGUCAGAAUUCAUAAUCAAUAUGCUGAAAUAAGUUGACAUAUAUAUAUAUAAAUUACUCCCACACACACACAUGUCACACUUGUGUUCAGAUUACUUGUAUUUAGCAACAUAUUUACCUUAAACUGCUCACGCACCAAUAUUUACCAAGCAGUGACUCUAGACUGAAAUGGAUUAGCUUGUUCUACUGUAAUCAAUAGAGCACACAAAUGAAUCACUCACAUCCAUAUUGUAUUGAAAUCAAUGGAACUGGGACGGCGACAUGUAUCGUUUGCGCUCUUUUAAAAGAAAAACCACAACGAAUUUGGGUAUACUAUAUGUAACUGUGGAUUUCAACGAAUCAUCUCUCCACAGGUAGUUCUAAAUAGUGACAGGGGUUGCUUUCAUUUGAGUGAUGACUGUCAAGUCUGUGUAUUAGUUUGUGGCCAGCGACUUUUAUACAGAGUGCGCCACGAAUUGUCUGUACCAUUUAAGUUUGAAAACGACAAUGGUGUUAAGUCCUGCGACAGACAGGCGCGUAUGACAAAAUCAACGGUACCAAACCAAAUAUAUUCAUCUGAUUUCAAGCAAUCUAUUUAGUGUUGGCGUGAUGACUAUACACGUUUUAUAAUAGCAUCUCCAAUCUGAGGUAAAAAGGAUGUUUAAUUCCACUCAAUUUUGUGGUGAAAAUGCAAGCUUGUGUAAUGUAGUAACACGUUUUGUCCACCAUAUGGAAAUUAGUUUAAUAUAAUAUAAUUCAAUAUGUCAAAGUAGUUCAAUAUUUUCAUAUAUGAUGAUGGUAAAUGUAGCACACUCACACAUUUUUACAAUAAUGACAUAUAUUUCUUCCUACUUUAACCAUGGAGAGAGUUUAGAAAUGCUCCUAAGCACAAUUGAACAAGGCGCUCUAGACUAGAGCGUCCAUAGGGUCAGUGCAGCAGGCUGAACGUUUGACAUCCCUACUUAGGAAUCCAGGCGUUUCACAUGUUUUGAUGUAUUUACGGUAAACAAGGGCUUGCUAAUCAGUUGACUAGAUAGUUAAAUCUGUGCCGUUAGUGUUGGAAUGCAUCAAAUAUGUGAAACGACUGGGUUGAGGCUAUCUUUGGCGAAAGGACCACUGCUCGAUAUCACAGAGGGCAAAAAUAGCAAGGUCUCAAAGACAUUUGCAAACCCCUUGAAAUACGUCAGCUGUAAAAGAGAGAAGAUUAAUAACACCUCGUUUUUCUUGUGCUUCCUCUCUUCUCCUGUCUUUCCAGUCACAGACGAGGACACAGUCAAGAGGUACUACGCCAAGUUUGAGGAGAAGUUCUUUCAGACGUGCGAGAAGGAGCUGGCCAAAAUCAACACAUUCUACUCAGGUAACUGUGCAUGUUGCUGUAUUUCAUGCACCUGAUAUAACCAAACCACCGUUUGUUUCUCUACUUAGCUAGCCUAUUUCUAUGAUUGUACCAAAAAACCAACAGCCCAUUCACAUUGCGUUUAUUAGCAAACAGUCACAUUCUCCUCCACUGUCCACCACAGGUCUAGGCCACUAAAGGCCCAUCUGGUCAGAAGACAAACAUUAAUCCCUUAGGGACUAAUCUUCCUGCCAAUAGUUAGGCAACAGAGACUGAAUCUUGCCAAUAUUAGCACAGAGUGAAUAUUAAGAACAUCCCUGCCAAUAGGUAUAGGCAAUCAGUAGGACAAGACAUUCCCUCUUAGGAGGACAGAGGACGACAAUCCCUCCAUAUAGGCACAAGACGAUUCCUGCCGAAGCAGAAGACGUCCUCACCCUCUCACCUCAUCUCUCACAGCCAUCUGCUUCUGAACCGCAUCGCCUCAACUCUACGCUCAACUACUCUAGCACAUCCACGCCGACAUACGACGACACUACUCUCAAGCUCUCCUCAUCGUCCUGCACCCUCUCUCAACGUCUCUCCUACAAUCCGUCCGCCUGCCUCAACGUCUAUUCGUCUCCUACGACACAUACGCGAGCACUUCGUCGUCGACCCGAUCGCUGCCCUCUGACGUCCGAGCGCUCACCGCAUGCAGGCCACGAUCAUACGGAGAAUCCCACCGUGAACCGCUCUGUUCUCAUCCUCACCCUCUCUCGACCUCUCGAUGCUACGAACACCCGACUCUGAGCGCGCUAGAGUCAAUCCCAACCCAUCUCACGCUCUCUCACCCUCUCCCUCUCACUCCUCAGCUCAUCGUCCUCUCUCUUCUCUCCUCACCCUCUCUCCCUCUUCUCUUCUCCUCUCCUCUCUCCCUCUCUUCUCUCCUCUCCCCUUCUCUUCUCUCCUCACCCUCUCUCCCUCUCUCUCCCCCUCUCCAGAAAAGCUAGCCGAGGCCCAGCGUCGUUUCGCCACUCUGCAGAAUGAGCUGCAGUCUUCGCUGGAUGCCCAGCGGGAGAGCAGCAUGCAGGGCCUCCGUCGCCGCCGCAAGGCCGUCUUCCACCUGUCCCAGCAGGAGCGCUGCAAACACCGCAACAUCAAAGACCUGCAGCUGGCCUUCUCAGAGUUCUACCUCAGCCUCAUCCUGCUGCAGAACUACCAGGUUAGUAGACACUACAUCUUAUACACUACCCCCUAUACACUACAUCUUAUACACUAUCCCUAGACUCUACCCCUAGACACUACCGCUAGAUUCUACCUCAGCCUUAUCCUGCUGCGGAACUACCAAGUUAGUAGACCCUAGGCUUGGGCAGUAUCCAGAUUUUCAUAUCGUCAUACCGUCCUUCUCUCAUCCCGGGAUUUACGGUAUUACCGGCAUAGCACACAAGGGGGUGCUAAAAACACAAGAUAAGGCCAUUGGGCUAACAAAAGUAGCACAAACUAAUAGUGAAAACGAACAAACUAAUUGCAGACAGGCAAAUCCAGCUCAUAAAGUUAUACAAGCAUAGCUAGUAGCUACCAAAUGUCAUUUUCGGUGAGUGUGGACAUUUACAAGUGAAAGUGAACGAGAGAAAUUGUGCAAAUGAACGAAGUUGUGAUGCAUGCUUUUCUGAAGGAAGAGCAGCAUGUGUACAUGGAGCAGAGUGGACAAAAAUGGAGGAGACAAAAUGCUAGUAGGAAGCACAGGGAGAAAAUGGCAGCUGUACAGAACUCACCCAGAGAUCUCUGACUUCUGGCAGAAAGCCAUUAUAGGAUAUCUGAUGGAAAACAUUUAGUAGUGAAUUGCACACAAGUGUAACUUCAUCACCUCAUGUGUGCCGCACAACAGAGACUCGCCGAUAGAUAUAGAACGCUAUGGACUCACCAGCUCUCGCUUUCUCCCGUUGUGCUAUUUACAAACAAACACGUGACUGGCUCAAUUGUUCUGGGGAACUACGGUAAGCUUCAUAAUGUAAAAUAAUGUGACAGGUGAAAUGAAGAACGCAAUCUGCUUUAUCUCCUAAUGUAUUGCACAAGUUGACUGCAGGUAUUAACUUAAAAAGUAGCUACAAAUACAGCCUCAUCCUGCUGCAGAACUACCAAGUUAGGUACCAGCUCCUAAUCACCAAACCCUAGACACUACCACUAACCCUAACCUUGUUGUUCUGUGUCACCUUCUGAUCCAUUGCAACAAGUUUUUGUCCUAAAAAUUCAAUGGGAGACUCCUAUUUAUAACCCUUCAACUGUUUCUCCUCUCCCCAGAAUCUGAACUUCACAGGUUUCCGUAAGAUCUUGAAGAAGCAUGAUAAGAUCCUGGAGACAUCGCGGGGAGCCGACUGGCGUGUGGCCCAUGUGGAGGUGGCCCCCUUCUACACCUGCAAGAAGAUCACGCAGCUCAUCUCUGAGACUGAGGUACUGGACUGGACAGCCAUUUUGUUUUCCCCUCUUAUCAAUGAAAAGCAUUGGGUAGUAUCAAUGUACUAUAAUCCAUACAGUUUUUAUUUUUUUAUUCGCUUAUUAUCUAUUUUACCCCCUUUUUCUCCCCUAUUUUGUGGUAUCUAAUUGGUAGUAGUUACAGUCCCUGUCCCAUCGCUGCAACCCCCGUACGGACACGGGAGAGGCAAAGGUCGAGAGUCGUGCGUCCUCCGAAACACAACCCAACCGUGCCGCACUGCUUCUUGACACAGUGCCCGCUUAACCCAGAAGCCAGCCGCACCAAUGUGUCGGAGGAAACACCGUACACCUGGCGACCGAGUCAGUGUGCACUGCGCACGGCCCGCCACAGGGCUCGCUAUAGCGCGAUGGGACAAGGACAUCCCUGCCGGGCCAAUUGUGUGCCGCCCCAUGGGUCUCCUGGUCGCGGCCCGGCUACGACAGAGCCUGAAUUAUUAGCUUAUUAUCUUGUCUUAACUUUUAGCUGUGACACAAUCUCUUCCUUCCUCGCGCUGCCUCCAUCUCUUUCGCUCCGCCUCCAUCUCUCUCGCUCCGCCUCCAUCUCUCUCGCUCCACCUCCAUCUCUCUCGCUCCGCCUCCAUCUCUCUCGCUCCGCCUCCAUCUCUCUCGCUCCGCCUCCAUCUCUCUCGCUCCGCCUCUCUCGCUCCGUCUCCAUCUCUCUCGCUCCGCCUCCAUCUCUCUCGCUCCGCCUCAUCUCUCUCGCUCCGUCUCCAUCUCUCUCGCUCCGUCUCCGCCUUCUCGCUCCGCCUCAUCUCUCUCGCUCCACCUCCAUCUCUCUCGCUCCGCCUCCAUCUCUCUCGCUCCGCCUCAUCUCUCUCGCUCCGCCUCCAUCUCUCUCGCUCCGCCUCCAUCUCUCUCGCUCCGCCUCCAUCUCUCUCGCUCCGCCUCCAUCUCUCUCGCUCCGUCUCCAUCUCUCUCGCUCCGCCUCCAUCUCUCUCGCUCUGCCUCCAUCUCUCUCGCUCCGUCUCCAUCUCUCUCGCUCCGCCUCCAUCUCUCUCGCUCCGCCUCAUCUCUCUCGCUCCGUCUCCAUCUCUCUCGCUCCGUCUCCGCCUUUCUCGCUCCGCCUCAUCUCUCUCGCUCCACCUCCAUCUCUCUCGCUCCGCCUCCAUCUCUCUCGCUCCGUCUCAUCUCUCUCGCUCUGCCUCCAUCUCUCUCGCUCCACCUCCAUCUCUCUCGCUCCGCCUCCAUCUCUCUCGCUCCGCCUCCAUCUCUCUCGCUCCGUCUCCAUCUCUCUCGCUCCACCUCCAUCUCUCUCGCUCUGCCUCCAUCUCUCUCGCUCUGCCUCCAUCUCUCUCGCUCCGUCUCAUCUCUCUCGCUCCACCUCCAUCUCUCUCGCUCCGCCUCCAUCUCUCUCGCUCCGCCUCCAUCUCUCUCGCUCCGCCUCCAUCUCUCUCGCUCCGUCUCCAUCUCUCUCGCUCCACCUCCAUCUCUCUCGCUCUGCCUCCAUCUCUCUCGCUCUGCCUCCAUCUCUCUCGCUCCGUCUCCAUCUCUCUCGCUCCGCCUCCAUCUCUCUCGCUCCGUCUCCAUCUCUCUCACUCUGUCUCUCUUUCUCUCAGGCCCUGGUAACACAAGAGUUGGAGGGAGGAGACAGACAGAAAGCCAUGAAGAGGCUACGAGUGCCCCCACUGGGUGCUGCACAGCCUGCUCCGGCGUGGACCACCUUUAGGGUCGGCUUGUACUGUGGAGUCUUCCUCGUCCUCAUGGUCACCGUCGUUAUCACAGGUAUGCCCGUCCUCCCUCCUUCCCUCCUUCCCUCCCUCGCUCCCACUGAGGCUGUAACACAGGUUUUAAACCUGGUGGUGUGAAGAGCUUUACCAUGUAAAACGAUUAGCUCGAUAGUGAUUUUUUUUUCCUCCUCAUUCCUACAGGGCUAAGCGCUCUAGUUCAGGAUUUGACAGCUGCGUUAAUGACAGAAAGGUGACGUUAAUGUGUUAUUAAUACAUUAUUAAUGUUUUUUUAACCGUCUUGGCCUCUAGCUGCUGUUGUGAUAGAAAAUGCCAACGUGUGGCCGCUAGUGAGGAUCUACCGCGGCGGCUUCCUGCUGAUCGAGUUCCUCUUCCUGCUGGGUAUCAACACGUACGGCUGGCGCCAGGCGGGGGUCAACCAUGUGCUCAUCUUCGAGCUCAACCCCCGCAACAACCUCUCCCACCAGCACCUCUUUGAGGUAAGAGUUUGGUCCUGUAUGGCUCAGUUGGGAGAGCAUGGUGCUUGCAACAUCAGGAUUUUGGGUUUGAUUCCCGGGGUCAUGACUAAGUCACUUUGGAUAAAAGCGUCUUCUAAAUGGCAUAUAUAUUAGUUCUGUCCUAUAAGUCUGUCGUUGGAUACUGGUUGAGUUUUAUUCAUACAGCUCUGGUUAUUACUUGUACCAAUGUGGCUUUUUAUGCUUAAGCAAUAAGGCCUGAGGGGAUGUGGUAUAUGGCCAAUAUACCACAUCUGUCAGCCAAUCAGCAUUCAGGGAUCGAACCACCCAGUUUAUAAUCACAUUUAGUGUAGUGUUACUGGAUCUUGCUUUUCACAUUAUUAUCAAGUCAUUUGCUUGAAUUAUCUCUCCCUCUUUGUCUCAUAUUUAAACUAGCUUUACAACACAAGUGAACCUCUCUCUCUCUUCCCCUCCACAUAGAUUGCUGGUUUCCUGGGGGUGCUGUGGUGUGUGAGCAUCCUGUCCUGUCUGUUCUCCAAGUCCAUCCUGGUGCCCAUGCAGGCCAACCCCCUCAUCCUCUACGGCUUCUUCUUCCUCUUCCUCAUCAACCCCUUCAAGACCUGCUACUACAAGUCACGCUUCUGGCUCCUCAAACUGCUGGUGAGACGCUCAGAAUGCUGAAGAAGCGUCAAAUGUUAUUGGGCCGCUGAACCUGUCUGAACAUGUGCCUGACAUCAUGAUGGGGGAAAUGGGGACAAUGUAGACAUUUUUAUGUUGCCAAAUGCUUUGUAGUCCUGUGCAUCCUCAGUCAGUAAUAUAUAUCUCUCGCUCUUCCCCUCUCCCUCUCCCUCCCUCUCCUCCAGUUCCGUGUGGUGACAGCCCCGUUCCACAGGGUAGAGUUUGCAGACUUCUGGCUGGCUGACCAGCUCAACUCUCUAGGGGUGGUUCUGAUGGACCUGGAGUACCUCAUCUGUUUCUACAGCUUCGAGCUCGACUGGAAGCAACAGGACGGGCUACUGCGGGACAGUAAGCAACGGAUACACACACAUAUGAGUACACAUGGAUACAUACAAUGCGUACAUAUGUGUAAAUGUACACAUAUAAUUGCGCACACACGCAUACAUACACGCACGGAGACACACACACACAAUAACACACUCCAAGCUCUAUGGAAAAUAAGCUUGUUAGUUUUACUUUCAAUCCGUCAGCUCAACAAUCAGGGCUUUUCUCAUUUCUGAUGGCUACUUUCAGUUCUCUCCUCUCCUUUAUCCCCGUCUCCUCUCUCUGUCUGUAUCUCUCUGUUUCUCACUCACACACAACACACAACCUUAUCCAAACAUACAAAUCUCAGUCAAAACAAACCUACAGGCCAAUCAAGCCCACAUUAAACAUACCCUCAAGACUUUUGUCCAAACAAAGCGAACUUGAGUCCAAACAAACAUAGCCCAGUCACAAACAUAACCUAGUCCAUAGAUGGCUCACUCCAAACACUAUCCAGUCCAAAUAAACAUACACACCACCACCGCCACCUAGCCCUGUUCAAGCACGUUUUAUCCCGUUGAUGUUAUUAUUUGCAUGGGUGUUAAGUGUUGAAGUCAACUCCAUCUUAAACGCAUGUCAAUUGAGUAUAUUGAAUUGCAUUCCAAUAAAUUAAUUAUAUGUCCAAUCCAACAGACGGGAAUUUAAAUGGAACAUAUUCGGCUGAUUUUAUUGGUUGACUGAUAAUGUGUAUUGUGAUGGGUGCUGGUGUUUGUCACUCCUACUCGUAUACCGUGGGCGGGAUUUUAUGGGUUAAUUUAUAAUCAAUGUGUAUUCUGAUAGGUGGAGGUGUGUGUCACUCGUACUCGUACGGCGUGCGGGCAGUGAUCCAGUGUCUGCCGGCCUGGUUCCGCUUUGUGCAGUGCCUGCGGCGUUACCGCGACUCCAAACGGGCCUUCCCUCACCUGGUCAACGCAGGGAAAUACUCCACCACCUUCUUCGUUGUCACCUUCGCUGCACUCUACAGCACCCACAAAGGUAUGGAGAGAAAGUUUAUAGUCUCAUCUUAGACUGGGAUCUAAAUGACAUAUCGUAAGUACAGAAAUGUUUUUGGCCACUACGCCGGUUGACAUGCAUAUAUAUACCAGUGAUUCUCAUAAGAGGAGGGAGGAUCCACAAACAAUGGAACAACAAACAAGGAGAGAUUAGUACUGUAAUAGUAUUGCAAUAUAACGUUUGUAGUUGAUACGUAUGCACUACAUUGAUUAAUUGACCAAACGCUUGAAUCAUUGAUUGAGCAGUUGCUUUGUUGAUUGAUCAGUGAUUGGGUGAUUGACCUUGACCUCUAUGCCUCUCCCCUCCUAGCUGAGGGUCAUGAUGACGCCAAGAUCUUCUUCUACCUGCUGAUUGGCUGUUCAUUAGUCAGUUCUUGUUACACCCUGGUGUGGGACCUGAAGAUGGACUGGGGCCUGUUUGACCGCAAUGCAGGAGAUAACACCAUACUCAGAGAGGAGAUCGUCUACCCCCAGAAAGUUAGUGUACCUUUUUAAAACGGGUCAUAACGACCAAAAUGACAAAUAAAAGUUGCCUAGAGGUAAUCAUCUAUAUACAGUAAUACACACACAAUGUUCAGAAAAACGUAUGCUUCAAAGAGGAACCGAGAGGAUGUAGGGCUGGUCGAUAUGGAAUGAAUUUGAAUGUAUUGUAAUGAAACAGGCAGGGAGCAGGUCUCGAACCCUCAACCUUCUAGGCCAAAGUCCAGCGCGCCAUCGACUGUGCCCCAAAAGCAUGCUCCCGUGGCAGAGUCGAUAUCCGCGCCUUAUAAACCCAGGGUUGUUACAGUAUGUUUUUGCGCGAUAUUCUAAAUGCCUGUAUCUCAAGAAUAACGUUUUUUAGUUUUUAUGAGCGUUUAUGUCCGCUUGUUCUCAUGUUGUCUUUUUGGUCUCGUCUCCUUCGUUCCUUCGGUGCUGUUCACCUUCCCAUUUACACCAGAGAUUUGUAUAUAAUGACAAGAUGCUCAUGUCUCCGCCCUAACAAUGGGAGUCGUUGUCCCAAAGGCGGGAAGGCAGUCGACCAGUUUAGGUCCGAAAUAAGCCCAUAGAAACGCAUUGGGUUUAUUUGUGAAACCUCUCGCUUCGCCUCUUCCUCUCUGUUUACACACACACACCAAGCCCCUCCCCCUGCCACUCGCACAACAAAGAUGAGAGAUCACUUCUUCCUCUCCGACAAGCGGUUUCAACUUGCUAUUUGCGUUUUGAGGUUUGGUCCAACAGAAUCGGUCAUAUGGACACCGAAACACAUUGAGACAUUAUUUUACUAUAAUAGAGGAGACGUUAACCAUUGUAACGAUACCCUUUUUAUGUCUCAACUGCUCAAAAUGCACGCAGAGCAGACACUACUAAAGUGUAUCAAUGAACAUUGAUUCUGGAAAAUGAAUGCUCAGUUUGUUGCGCGUGGCAUUGCAGUACCACUAGCAGCAUUUUAGCCACAGACAGUUAUACUAGCUGUCUAGUCUGUGUUUUAUAAAUGUGCAAUGAGCAUAACAAACUAUUAUAUAAGGAAUUGGCAACUCGUUCUCAUUCUGAGAAAUAAGGUAGGCCACUUGAUUUCAACAUCUGAACAAAGUGGACAGGCUAUCAUGCUGUUCAAACAGUUGGAGACAGACAGAACGGUGUGUUCAUAACAAUUCAACUGUUCUGCCUUGUUAGCAAGCUAAUUGAUCCUUGAAACUUGAAAUACAGUUGAAGUCGGAAGUUUACAUACACUUAGGUUGGAGUCAUUAAAACUCGUUUUUCAACCACUCCACAAAUUUCUUGUUAACAAACUAUAGUUUUGGCAAGUCGGUUAGGACAUGUUCUUUGUGCAUGACACAAGUCAUUUUUCCGACAAUUGUUUACAGACAGAUUAUUUUACUUAUAAUUCACUGUAUCACAAUUCCAGUGGGUCAGAAGUUUACAUACACUAAGAUGACUGUGCCUUUAAACAGCUUGGAAAAUUCCAGAAAAUGAUGUCAUGGCUUUAGAAGCUUCUGAUAGGCUAAUUUACAUAAUUUGAGUCAAUUGGAGGUGUACCUGUGGAUGUAUUUCAAGGCCUACCUUCAAACUCAGUGCCUCUUUGCUUGACAUCAUGGGAAAAUCUAAAGAAAUCAGCCAAGACCUCAGGAAAAAAAAGUCUGGUUUAUCCUUGGGAGCAAUUUCCAAACGCCUGAAGGUACCACGUUCAUCUGUACAAACAAUAGUACGCAAGUAUAAACACCAUGGGACCAUGCAGCCGUCAUACCGCUCAGGAAGGAGACGCGUUCUGUCUCCUAGAGAUGAACGUACUUUGGUGCGAUCAAUCCCAGAACAACAGCAAAGGACCUUGUGAAGAUGCUAGAGGAAACAGGUGCAAAAGUGUCUAUAUCCACAGUAAAACAAGUCCUAUAUCGACAUAACCUGAAAGGCCGCUAAGCAAGGAAGAAGCCACUGCUCCAAAAUCGUCAUAAAAAAGCCAGACUACGGUUUGCAACUGCACAUGUGGACAAAGAUCGCACUUUUUGGAGAAAUGUCCUCUGGUCUGAUGAAACAAAAAUAGAACUGUUUGGCCAUAAUGACCAUCAUUAUGUUUGGAGGAAAAAGGGGAAUGCUUGCAAGCCCAAGAACACCAUCCCAACUGUGAAGCACAAGGGGUGGCAGCAUCAUGCUGUGGGGGUGCUUUGCUGCAGGAUGGACUGGUGCACUUCACAAAAUAGAUUGCAUCAUGAGGAAGGAAAAUUAUGUGGAUAUAUUGAAGCAACAUCUCAAGACAUCAGUCAGGAAGUUAAAGCUUGGUCGCAAAUGGGUCUUCCAAAUGGACAAUGACCCCAAGCAUUCUUCCAAAGUUGUGGCAAAAUGGCUUAAGGACAACAAAGUCAAGGUAUUGGAGUGGCCAUCACAGAGCCCUGACUUCAAUCCUAUAGAAAAUGUGUGGGCAGAACUGAAAAGGCGUGUGCGAGCAAGGAGGCCUACAAACCUGUCUCAGUUACACCAGCUCUGUCAGGAGGAAUGGGCCAAAAUUCACCCAAUUUAUUGUGGGAAGCUUGUGGAAGGCUACCCGAAACGUUUGACCCAAGUUAAACAAUUUAAAGGCAAUGCUACCAAAUACUAAUUGAGUGUAUGUAAACUUCUGAACCACUGGGAAUGUGAUGAAAUAAAUAAAAGCUGAAAUAAAUCAUUCUCUCUACUAUUAUUCUGACAUUGUACACCCUUAAAAUAAAGUGGUGAUCCUAACUGACCUAAGACAGAAUUUCUACUAGGAUUAAAUGUCAGGAAUUGUGAAAAACUGAGUUUAAAUGUAUUUGGCUAAGGUGUAUGUAAACUUCUGACUUCAACUGUAUAGAGAUUAGCUGGCUACUCACUAGCACGUGGGUUUGUGCUAGAGAGAUUAUGAAACCUGUUUUAUAAUGUCUGCUAUACGAAGUUAGUCAUUAUUAGUGAAUGUGCAUUAUACAUGGUUCUGGUAAAUGUGUAACAAAAAGGGCAUUUUCAUAGACUGACUUGAAAGCCAGAUCAGUGAUUAUCGCAAAAAAGCAGGUUAAACUAUUUUGAUAAAACAAUUAAAUUAUUAUGGUUGUGGAAGGCUUACAGUGGGGGAAAAAAAGUAUUUAGUCAGCCACCAAUUGUGCAAGUUCUCCCACUUAAAAAUAUGAGAGGCCUGUAAUUUUCAUCAUAGGUACACGUCAACUAUGACAGACAAAUUGAGAGAAAAAAAUCCAGAAAAUCACAUUGUAGGAUUUUUAAUGAAUUUAAUUGCAAAUUAUGGUGGAAAAUAAGUAUUUGGUCACCUACAAACAAGCAAGAUUUCUGGCUCUCACAGACCUGUAACUUCUUCUUUAAGAGGCUCCUCUGUCCUCCACUCGUUACCUGUAUUAAUAGCACCUGUUUGAACUUUAUCAGUAUAAAAGACACCUGUCCACAACCUCAAACAGUCACACUCCAAACUCCACUAUGGCCAAGACCAAAGAGCUGUCAAAGGACACCAGAAACAAAUUUGUAGACCUGCACCAGGCUGGGAAGACUGAAUCUGCAAUAGGUAAGCAGCUUGGUUUGAAGAAAUCAACUGUGGGAGCAAUUAUUAGGAAAUGGAAGACAUACAAGACCACUGAUAAUCUCCCUCGAUCUGGGGCUCCACGCAAGAUCUCACCCCGUGGGGUCAAAAUGAUCACAAGAACGGUGAGCAAAAAUCCCAGAACCACACGGGGGGACCUAGUGAAUGACCUGCAGAGAGCUGGGACCAAAGUAACAAAGCCUACCAUCAGUAACACACUACGCGGCCAGGGACUCAAAUCCUGCAGUGCCAGACGUGUCCCCCUGCUUAAGCCAGUACAUGUCCAGGCCCGUCUGAAGUUUGCUAGAGUGCAUUUGGAUGAUCCAGAAGAGGAUUGGGAGAAUGUCAUAUGGUCAGAUGAAACCAAAAUAUAACUUUUUGGUAAAAACUCAACUCGUCGUGUUUGGAGGACAAAUAAUGCUGAGUUGCAUCCAAAGAACACCAUACUUACUGUGAAGCAUGGGGGUGGAAACAUCAUGCUUUGGGGCUGUUUUUCUGCAAAGGGACCAGGACGACUGAUCCGUGUAAAGGAAAGAAUGAAUGGGGCCAUGUAUCGUGAGAUUUUGAGUGAAAACCUCCUUCCAUCAGCAAGGGCAUUGAAGAUGAAACGUGGCUGGGUCUUUCAGCAUGACAAUGAUCCCAAACACACCGCCCGGGCAACGAAGGAGUGGCUUCGUAAGAAGCAUUUCAAGGUCCUGGAGUGGCCUAGCCAGUCUCCAGAUCUCAACCCCAUAGAAAAUCUUUGGAGGGAGUUGAAAGUCCGUGUUGCCCAGCGACAGCCCCAAAACAUCACUGCUCUAGAGGAGAUCUGCAUGGAGGAAUGGGCCAAAAUACCAGCAACAGUGUGUGAAAACCUUGUGAAGAUUUACAGAAAAUGUUUGACCUGUGUCAUUGCCAACAAAGGGUAUAUAACAAAGUAUUGAGAAACUUUUGUUAUUGACCAAAUACUUAUUUUCCACCAUAAUUUGCACAUAAAUUCAUUAAAAAUCCUACAAUGUGAUUUUCUGGAUUUUUUUUUUCUCAUUUUGUCUGUCAUAGUUGACGUGUACCUAUGAUGAACAUUACAGGCCUCUCUCAUCUUUUUAAGUGGGAGAACUUGCACAAUUGGUGGCUGACUAAAUACUUUUUUCCCCCACUGUACAUUUAGCCUAGGUGUAAUUUCACAAGCCCUGAAUUCAUUAGAUUAUUGAUGACUGUUUGAAAUACAGUGUAUGUGACUGUUAAUUGUACAACAAAGCUUAUUUAGAGAUAUUAUCGUGAAUCGUUCAUAAGUUAGAAAAAAUCAAGUAUGAUUUUUAGGCCAUAUCGCCCAGCCAUAAGAGAAUGUCUGCUAAUGUAAUAAAUCAUCAUUCAAAUAGUUUCAGGCCUACUAUUUUUAUGUAACUUCAGAAGAUGUUUAUGUGGUUAUGUGAUGAUAAUACACGUGUGUGUGUGUGUGUGUGUGUUCAGGCCUACUACUACUGUGCCAUACUGGAGGAUGUGCUGCUGCGUUUUGCCUGGACGAUACCCCUCUCCCUGAGCACGGUCAGUGGGAUACCCUCAGCUGCAGACAUUAUGGCCACCAUCCUAGCCCCUCUGGAGGUCUUCAGGUGAGAAGACAUUAUUUUAUUCUCUCUCUCUCUCUCGUUCUAUCUUUUCUUUGCAUUCUCUUCCUUUCUUUUUGAAUGAACAUUUCAGUCUAUGCCUACUAUUGUGGUAACCACUAGGUAGAGCCCUUCUCCUGAAGAUUUCAACAGGUGACCAUUUAACCACUAAAUACCUCCCUCAAUGUCAUUUCAUACAUGAAAUUAUGAUGAAACACCUCAACAACAUUUCACUUGAUAUUCUCUUCCUCCCCCUCCCCCUCUCCACUGCAGGCGUUUUGUCUGGAACUUCUUCCGUCUGGAGAACGAGCACCUGAAUAACUGUGGUGAGUUCCGAGCGGUGAGGGACAUCUCAGUGGCUCCACUGAACGCUGACGACCAGACACUGCUGGAGCAGAUGAUGGACCAGGAGGACGGAGUCAGGAACCGCCUGGGCAAGAAAAACUGGAAACGCUCCUACAGCAUGUCCCUGAGAAGGCCGCGCCUCACUUCCCAGUACGGUUAUACAAUUGCUCCACACACACAUAUUGGCAUGCAUGCAUACACACACAAAGCUACAGCAUGUCUCUGAGACAACCGUGCCUCGCUUCCUAGUAUAAUAAUAACACACACAGACUGGACCCCACAUACACCUUAAAUAAAGCGUAUGGCUGUGUUUCCCUCGACUAAUGUUUCCCUCUACUAAACUUUCUCUCUCUCGCACUCCCUCUCAGGACCAAGACCCGGGACACCAAAGUUCUCAUGGAGGACACAGACGAUGACACCUGA
Coregonus sp. 'balchen' is the source of this 31197-nucleotide messenger RNA. The record is from the annotation of a GenBank genome assembly. Lineage: Eukaryota; Metazoa; Chordata; Actinopteri; Salmoniformes; Salmonidae.